AUGCCCAUAAAACCUAGCCUUCAAACGUUAUUAAAACGUCACCUCCUUUUCCCUAUCUCCUCCUCCUUUCCCUUCCCUCUCCCCUUCCUCUCUCUCCUUUUCUCCCCACCUCCUUCGCUCCCUCCCCCUCUCUCCGUCUAUGGGCCCAGGGGUAAGGCCCUGUGCAGUAAGCCUGAGCUGCAGCAGGUGCUUGAGAGGCGUAAGAAGGAGCAGACUCAGAAAGAGGAGGGAGACCAGGCCAGGACUCCGCUGGAGGAAGUGCUUCUGAAACGCCAGCAGAAAAACACUGAGGUGAGUGGGGAACGCUACGGUAGCCUAUCCCAUCUCACACAGCCCACACCUGGGUCAUGUUCAUUAAUAAACAAAUGGAAGAAAGCAGACUGAAACAGGGAAGGACUACAUGUACUUGUCCAAUAAGAAACAUACAUUUUCCAUUUGUUUUGGUAUGGGGGGUAGUUUAAUUUUAGCACACAGGUAGGCAAAACACUACCAGGAUACACUUCCAAACUCCAUCCCAGCACCAACCAGGUCAAGGGCUGUGCUCUGCCAGGAAGCCUUCAUAAGCACAACAGGUGGGGCCAAUCAAGACGAUUGUGACUCAGUGUGAGAGAGGUGGCAGGAAGCCUCUCAGCCUGCCUCUAUUUGUUUUGCAUUACCUUUAGUUUUUGGCAUGCCUCUAGUGUUUUUUCCUUUUUGUACAUAUUUAUGUUUUGUCACCAUCUGAACAAAUAAUACUCUGCUUGGACUGGCCGACCAUGGGAGUCAUGACUGAGCUGGCCCGGAAUAAGUGGAAUGGUCUCAAAUACAUCAAACGCAUGGUUUCCAUGUGUUUGAUUCCAUUCCAAUUGCUCCGUUACAGCCAUUAUUCUGAGCCGUCCUCCCCUCAGUAGCCUCCACUGCAUUCAACACCUGGUAGCAUAUGCUUACUUUUCACCUUUAUGCACACAUCAAAUCAGGUUACAGACCAUGCAGACCAUGCCUAAGACCCCUAAACAUAACGAGUGCAGCUAAGUCAGUAGGCUAGUUAUUGGUUUCGUAACACAUUGCAAAAAAUGUCAAACGUUUUCCGUUGUGUGCCCUGAUGAACACGAGCCUGACACAGCUUCCAACUCAUGUCUAACAUAGUUCAUAACACAAAACGGACACAAAAUGCAUCUUGUCUCGAUCUUUCAGUAAAAUGCUAUGGACAACUUUAAAUAAAGUUUGAAUUGAUAUGCUAUACCGGUGCUGUUUCCAUUUCUCCUGUCUGACAGAGGGAGAAGCACGAAGGGGAGAGAGUGCAGGAGGAGGCCCAGCUGUUGGAGUUUGUCAGAGUCCGACAGAACCUGAAGAAGAUCCAGGCUUUCCACAAGGCCACAAACUCUUGA
This is a messenger RNA of Coregonus sp. 'balchen', 1367 nucleotides long. The record is from the annotation of a GenBank genome assembly. Lineage: Eukaryota; Metazoa; Chordata; Actinopteri; Salmoniformes; Salmonidae.